Tupaia belangeri chinensis (Chinese tree shrew) is the source of this 3074-nucleotide messenger RNA. RefSeq names its product CD164 molecule (gene CD164). The transcript is spliced from 6 exons. NCBI's taxonomy places the organism in Eukaryota, Metazoa, Chordata, Mammalia, Scandentia, Tupaiidae. The coding region runs from base 119 to 706 and encodes 195 amino acids. Gene Ontology annotation, cellular component: lysosome; endosome. The record is from RefSeq and is a predicted model, not a curated record.
GUGACCCCGCGCGCUCCCGCGGGGAGCGAAGUCUCGGAGGCGGCGCCGCAGGGGACGGAGGGACCGACCGAGCGUUGUUCGCCGCAGCCUUCGCCCAGACCCCAGCGCUGAAGACACGAUGUCGGGGCUCUCCCGCGCGCUGCUUUGGGCCGCCACCUGCCUGGUGGCGCUCUGUGUGCUGUCGGCGGCGCAGAACACCACUCUCGCUCCGAUCUUGACUUCAGCGACCACCACCAACAUAACCGUGACGCCGGUGACGUCGCUCUCGCCUGUCCCCACUCCAGUACCAGAUUCCUGUGAAAACCGAAAUAGCUGUGUUUCCUGUUUUAAUACCAGCAUUGAUAAUACUACCUGCUUUUGGAUAGACUGUAAAGAUAAGAGCCCCUACUGUUCCAGUAAUUCAACAGUUAGUGGCUGUCAUGUGGUGAAUGGGUCAGAUUUCUGUUACGAGCCAACUGCUACUCCGACGACAUCCAAUUCUACAGCUAAAACAACAACCCAUCCUUCUCCUACCACUUCCGUCAUUGUUACUACAACAGGUACAACGAACACCACUUUGACUCCAACCUCACCACCUGCGCGGAAAUCUACCUUUGAUGCGGCCAGUUUCAUUGGAGGAAUCGUCCUUGUUUUGGGUGUUCAGGCUGUAAUUUUCUUUCUCUAUAAGUUCUGCAAAUCUAAAGAACGAAAUUACCACACUCUGUAAACAGACCCAUUAAGUUAAGAAGGACUAGUGAUUCAUUUGUGUAACUCACUGAAACCAAAAUAAUAUGCUUCAAGAAGUCCCACAUGGAAGAUGCUGUUCCAGGAUUUUUAAGUUUCCAAAGGAUACAUAUAGGAUAUUUGGAACAUCAUCCAGAAGGAGAAUCAGUUAAAUCAUUUUGCUCAACAGGAAUACUUACAAUAUUCUGCAUGAAUCCUUGUGGCUGUCUUCUUUUAUUUUAAAUGGCUGCUGCUGUGGGAUUGUUUCUUUCUUGACAUGCCAAAUGUAACUUUCUGUAAGUGAUGGGAAAUGUGCACACAACCUCAUGACUCUUGGCAGUUUAAAUUGAGUUGUUUUAAAGCCUGAAAGCUAUAUCACUUUCAUCCAAACUCCAGGUGUAGUUUAGUGACCAGAAUUGAGAGUGUGCCAAAUUAACAUCAGUCAGGUGGAUUUUUGACUAUCAUUUAAAAAGUGGAAUAAGUUUAUAAAUUUAGUAGUCCUAAACGGUAUCCUUAAAAAAUCUUGUGCUUGAUAAGUUAUUUUUUCUACAUUAGAAAUAAGAUGCCACACAGGGAAUUACAUUCCAGAUUGAAAGAAAUGAAUGGAAAGGAUACAAACUAUUAGCGUUAAACAGGUUAUUGUUCAUACUUGUAAAGCACCUUAUACCAUUGAGAAAAUAAAGACAGUGCCUUAAAAGAUAGUCUGAAAGGUAGGCUAGAACUUAAAAUGUUUGUGAUUUAUUCUUUCACAUUAACAAAAGUAAAAGUUGGUUGGAAGAAGUAACUGUUGAAGUGUGAGUAGUAGUAAUCCUGCUUUUAGUUAUCAUACUGGUUAAUACUUCAUUGAAAACUUAACCUAACUUUAUUUCAAGCUGAGAAACUUUAGCUGGAGGAUAGUAUACAGAGUUGAAAGCCUUCCAUAUAUUGAACUUCUCAACAUUAAUAUAGUCAAAGAGAUAAAGUUGAUUAAAUUAUAUAUGUAUAUUUUUGUGCUUCAAAAAAGUCUCCUGACACUGUUAUACCUUGAAAGGAUUUCCAUCAAGCUUUCUUGAAAAGUAACUUUCAUGAGUCAAGAAGGAACUAAGUUAUUUUAGAGUCAUUUACUGACUCUUUAAACCAGACAGUUAUUUUAAGUUUUUAGACAGCAAAUAUGACCAAUGUGAUUUCAGAAAGUUUCAGAAUUUUUUGCUUGAUAAGAUUAUGUAGAUUUUUUAAAUGAUGAUAGCCUGGAUACGUAGACGGUGCUUUCUCUUUCUCUUUUCUUCUUUUUGUUUUCAGUUCCCAUGGCAUUUGAAAGUAAGCAGAUGUACUUUUAUUUCUAUAGUUUUCUUGUUAAGUACUAGGGAUCUUUUUGUUCUUGCUUGUUUUCAGUUUUUACAAUUUUAGAGGGUUACAUCUCCCUGCCUCUGACAUGUUGGAGUAGUUCAGAGGCUCUAGUCUGUUUAAAAUGGGCUUUUGCUCUUCUAGGUCAUUAGUUUUGUUUUGUUUUAGUUUCUUUAGCCUGUAGUGGCUGAGUUUAGCACUUCAAUAUUUUAGAGUUUAGAAAAUGACAAAUUACUUUGGUUCGUUAACCAAAACUUCUUGCAUUUAGAUUCAUAAAAUGAAGAUUUACUGUUUUCUUUGUUACUUGCUGGUACAGCUAAAGUUUGUUUUACUUGCACAUUUGUACAUAUACUUAAUGUUUUCAAGUGCCUUAAUUGUUUAAAAUCUCUGGCUUCAAAGGUUUUGGGGAAAAGAUAGGUUUACCUCACAUCUUUGUUUUUCCAUUAGUAGUAAUAUUCUAGGUACCUCACAAGAUAUAUAAUGGUGCCAUGGCUGUUACUUUUUAGUGAGCAAUCUAAGAUUCAUUUGAAAAUGCAUAGAAUUUCCAUUCCUUGCAAGGUGGUAAAAAUUAGCUACAGUGAUACAAUUCGUCACUACCUGGAUAUGAAUUCCUUGCCACACAGUAAUGUCAACACACAAAACAAAUUUUAUGAAGAUGACUUGAAGCGUUUCCUGUAAUUCUGAACACUGCUCUAACAACAAACACCUAAUAGGACACUUGCUUUUUCAAGUCUAUUAAAGAGCUCUUGCCACAGAACUCACAGCCUUUGCAGACUUUCCUACCCUUCCUUUAGCAGUGUAGUAUCUUGAGCCAUUAAUAAUUUUGGGUUUUUUUAAUCCAGAAGAUAUAUAGAAACCUUUUCAGAUUUUUCAUCUGAUUUGUUCAUGCAGAUACCGUUCUUUCAGAUACCUUAAUUUACUUUACAGAUACUUGUUGCACAGGCAGAUACUGCUGUAUUUAGAUACUCCUAUUUCAGUUCAUUACAAAACUGCAAAACCAAUUUAUCAUGUACCAAAUUGACUUAAAAUAAAUCUACAUGUUUAUUGAA